UGACACGGCGUACGUGAUUACGUUACGUAAACUGCCGUGGUUACGUAAUGUAAGUUCAUCCUGCAGGAAGUGUGAUGUGGCUUUGACUCCCAACAAAAAUGUCAGCCAUUUUCAACUUCCAGUCACUGCUGACAGUGAUCCUUCUCCUGAUCUGUACCUGUGCCUACAUCAGAGCUUUGGCCCCCAGCCUGCUAGACAAGAACAAGACCGGGCUUCUAGGAAUUUUCUGGAAAUGUGCCCGAAUAGGUGAACGUAAGAGUCCCUGGGUGGCUUGCUGCUGUGUCAUCAUGGCUUUCAGUAUACUGUUUCUGCAGUAGCAGUUCAAAGAACAACACAAAUGGAAAUGUCGAGAAGAUGAACAGACAACAAGGCACAGACAAUGUGAUCCUCGCUGCACACCCGGAACUCCACUGGUCGUCACUUAGAUAAUGUAAAGAUGGAGACCCUUCACCACUCACCGUAGCAACUGAAAGAAAACGUGUCUGUGUAGGCGGAGGGGGUGAGCACAUAGCCCCGGAGCGUGUACGUUGUCCAUCCACAGACUUCAAGUUCUCUUCUUAUGUUUGCUUAUGUGGAAUGUUCACUGUUUGUGUGUGUGAGGGGGCACCAGUGCUUUCUGUUAUCUGCCUCUUAGCUCAAAGGAAAUAAUGCACAUUCUGACAUCAUUGGUGGGAUCAAGUAACAUAUUGUUUGUCCAAACAUUUCAGACACUUGCCCAAAAAAAAAGUCCUUUUCAGUUAAUCAUAUUUGACCUUUUUUAAAUUCUCCACAAAACAACCUUUCUAAAUGUUAUUAAAUUCCUCCAGAAGGCCCAUUUUUGUAAACUGGAUCGUAAUGUGGUGUGUUUUUAAUCACCACCACUCUGUCCAUAACCUGUGCCCUGCAUGUUGUAUAUAGAAACGGUGAUCGUAUUCCACAUCAAACAAAAUGGUGUUAUAUCAUCUAGCAGGUGUUUAAUUGUUUCAUAUUUGCCUCUAAACAGCUACUGAUGUUUUUUAAAGUCAGUCAGUUUGCCGCUAUUUAUUAAAAACCAUUUUUGGA
Sphaeramia orbicularis (orbiculate cardinalfish) is the source of this 1041-nucleotide messenger RNA. RefSeq names its product protein kish-A. The coding region runs from base 99 to 317 and encodes 72 amino acids. The transcript is spliced from 4 exons. The record is from RefSeq and is a predicted model, not a curated record. Lineage: Eukaryota; Metazoa; Chordata; Actinopteri; Kurtiformes; Apogonidae.